AGUAGUGAAGGAGUUGAAAGGGUUUGCCUUCUCCACUCAAGGUCAGACUCUGACCUGAAGAAACCUCUGUAAGCUUGUGGUGGGAGACUGCUCUAAGUGGUUUAGUACAGUAUUUAAAUCUGCAUUUUAUCUCUUUCUGAUUGCACCAUGGGUCAGCCUCAGAAUUUUCUUGAACUAAGAAAAGAUUAGCAGGGUCAAAUACAUUGCUGGUGUUAAAAAUCUAUAUAUACAUAUGUAAAUGAAACCAGCGUUGUAAUCCAUGCUUUGUCUCUGGUUUUCUAUGUAACAAAACGGAAAAAAAAAAAAAAAGGUAGGAGUUUUUAAACUUUCCAGAUUAGACAUUUCUAUCACUUGUUUUUGCAUCCAGAGACCUUAUCGGGAGCGAUUUGUUUGUUUAAGUGACUUAAAUAUUUUUCUUUGUUAACUCUUUCUGCCCUCUGUUUGAACCACAUAGAUUUUGGCUGUGCUGUUUUUAAAGUUUAGGUGAAAUUUUGGCUCCACCAGGGCUUGUUUUUAUCACAUUAAAGCUCUUAGUUGUAUGUAACAUAUAUGCGCAAUUUGCGAGGGACGAUGCUCUGGGCUUUAUGUAUUUAUUUGGGUUUGGCUUAUGGUUGUUCUCCUCUGGACAGCUGCAAAGCGUAAUUGUCAUGAUCUCAAAUCUAUGACCAGUGACAGCAUCUGGCAGCUGGUAUGAGUGAGCCCUGAAUGGGUGGGGUGUACCUGUUGCAUGUUGAAAGAGGUGGACAGAUGUGGUGUCAGUUGAAGGAACAAGCUGUUUGCUUUUGAAAGCUUCUCUUUUGCAGGUGGUUUCUAUUAGCAAACUCUUACCCUGAUAAAACAAUAUGUUUUGGCGGUGUUCCUUUUAUAAUUAAAACUGCAGAAGCAAUAAAAAGUCAUCAUCACCACCAUGUGGGUACUCAGCCUUGUGCGUGACCGGUGUCCCAGAGGGAAUAUGGUUUUGUCGGGACUGUCCCAUUGGGUUUUGCAGGCUCAGGAAGGGAUGAGUGCGGGUUGCUCCUUGGGGCAGCAGAAGGCAAAGAAAGGAGGAACAACAACAGUGAGGCAGUUGUAGAGCCAUCCUGGGCUGCUGGAGCUCCUUUGGCAGGGGCCGGGAAGGUCUGUCCUGCCUUAAGGCACAUCUGAUAUCACAAACAGUUCUGUUUGUUAAUGCGAUCCACUGCGCUGGUUACUGAUUGCAGGGAUUGAAUGCUGCCAGGAAAUACAACGUAUAUAAAGAAAACUGAUUUCUUUAAACAGGCAAACACUCUCCUACUUCUUUCCCCCCGCCCCGACCUUUGUUUUACCCCCUGGAGGUGUGCAUUUCUGCUCCUUUCUUUUGUGGCCUAUCAAUAUGUUGACCCAUCAUGGGGCUCUCAAACCUCACUGGGACACCAGCCCCACUCUCUGGCCCCUAAGAAUUCAAAUACCAACACUGUAUGCUUUGCUUUCCAAGUAGUAAAGGUUUUCUUUGCAUGCUUGUCUUAAGAAGAUCUGGAAAAUAAAACACCUUUCAGUUGGUCUGUCGUGCACCGUGCGUUCAUGCUGUCAAAGUUUAUUCUCCUUGCCACUUUACAUCUCCCUGUGUAUCGAAUUGAAAUGUCACCAUCGACAUUCAGACCACACGUGCACCUUUCUGGAGAGGAGUUACCCACAGUGAGGAGCUCACGGAUGUCAUGUCGUGCCUAACAGGCUCAUCACUACGGGACAGGCGUUUUAAGGGUGGGAGAAGGACUCUUACAGUGGGAUUUGUAGUCCUGCUAUAACAUGGCACAUUUUGGGUCAGGGUGGAUGAAAAUUGUUAUUCUGUAUUUGCAAAGCCUAGUUUCAAAACUUCCUCGCUUUGAAACCCAUGAUGUUUUAAGUUAUUGUAUUUUAAUGAGAAGUUUGUGUUUACAGUUUUGGUGUAUGUCCUACCCAGAGUGAUGGUGCAGAGCAUAUAGUUUUAUCUUCUUUCAGGAAUUAAUUGUGAUUGCAUGGCUCAUACCUGUGCAAAAGGCAGAAAUGUUCAUUUGGAUUAUUGGCCUGCCCAUGUGGUGCUAAAUUUGCUUGAAUUUAUUGCUUAAUUUAAAUUUAUAAUUUGUUUCACAUAUUUUCUGACAGUUAUAUGUGUUUUGAAAAUGUUAGACAAUCACUUGAGAGACAAAUGCUCCCUCCUCAAAUGUGAGGUUUGAAUUUUAUAGCGGAAUAUGCACAUUUUAAAGAGUGGAAUAAACUUAAUCCUUAUUUCCUUGUGCAAACAAAUUCCAAGUGUUGCAGUCAUUUAAAAUGCAUGAUUAUAGGAGGAGGCUUGAAUUUUCUUUUUAUUCUCCAUGAAAACAGUGUCUGGGUGACAAGAGCAACAAACUUUUCAAGCAAAAUAAUAGUUGUGAAAAUUGUAAUAGUAUUUUUCUGUACUGCUUUGGAAUCUGCUGGUGCACGGGCAGCUCAGCGGCAGUGACAAAACACGUUAUGUGCCAAUAGUUGCCAGGUUAAUCUGAGCAUCUUUGGUACCAACUUACAGGAUUUUGCUGUAAUUUUCAUUUUUGAGUUGUCCAUUUCAGUGAAACUUCACUGUAGCCAAAAGCCGUGCCCGAGCCUUUGUGCAACAGUCAGGCAGAGCUUUGGCCGCAGGUCCUUGAUUUUUAGAACAGGGGGAAAGGUCCUGAAGAGUACGAAACUUGCACUUGUUUGAUCAAACUGAGCCCCACAAAGUGCUGACACCAGUGUCUAGCAGGAAGGUAGAUGAAACAGGUUAGAAACAUAUCGUAAACGUUUCUAAUAUCAGAAGUUUUGGGAGGCUUCUUUGAAAACCACUUCUGUGAGCAGGAUGGCAUCGUCUGCUCUACAAAUCUGUGCAUUUCUGCUGGCUUUAGCAGGAUUUACCAUUGUACUUAUUGCUACCAUGUCCAACACAUGGAAGGUUUCGGCCACGGCAGCAGCGCCGGCUCCUGCAGGCUGGGUCUCUGAAGGGCUGUGGAUGGACUGUGAGGCGGCUGCUUUCGGAUCAGUGCAGUGCAAGCAAUUUCUCUACAUGUUGAGUUCCGACAUUCAUAUUCAGGCAUGCCGUGCCUUGAUGAUUGCUUCCAUCCUUCUGGGAUUCAUAGCUUCAGUACUCACGCUGCUUGGUUUGAAGUGCACAAACAUUGGGUUGAGCGAUGAAGAUGGAAAAAUGAAGUUUACUGUCACGGGAGGAUUUCUGUUUAUCUUAGGAGGUCUCUGCUCCAUGGUGGCUAUUUCUUGGUAUGCUGCGAUGAUUACUGCUCAGUUUUUUGACCCAUUAUAUGCUGGAACCAAGUAUGAACUAGGACAGGCUCUGUACUUAGGCUGGGCUGGAUCUGUUCUUUAUAUGCUUGGUGGGAUCUUACUGACCUGUUCAUGCAAAGGGAGGAAAAAACAGGACUACAGUACAAGCAAAUACGCAUAUUCAGCAGGCCGGGCAGCUCAUCAGCAGCACAUUUACACCAAAGACUCUGAGACGAUCAUAAGCAACAAGGAGUACGUCUGAACUUACCUUUCACAUCACUUGUAACAUUAGCAGGUUAUGAACUCAAAUAAAGAAAUGAACUACUUCCAGGGUUCCAGUUCCAACUUAAAAUCCUUCAUCUUAAAGUGGAGCAGUUCGAGAAGGUAUGGUUUUCCAUGUAAAUAGGAAUGGUUUUCAAAUGUAAAUAGGUUUCUACAGAAAAUGCUGCGAUGCGAAUGCUUUUCUGCAUGCUGAGAUGCCUGGUAAAAUUUAACUGCAUGGUGCAGGGUAUCCUGACAAUUGAGAACAACUGUAUCUAUUUCAGCUGACUCAAAAACGUGGAGCUGAUACGCUGUAGCUGACUGCAAGUUAAUGCACCUCGCAGUUAGAUAUGUGUUGUGUAUCCAUUAAUGUUUAGCUUCCUACAUUUGUUUAGCAGCUUUAGCUUUUAACAGGAAAUAAAGUUUAUUUCACAGA
Columba livia (rock pigeon) is the source of this 3919-nucleotide messenger RNA. Its product is annotated as claudin-15. Gene Ontology annotation, molecular function: structural molecule activity. NCBI's taxonomy places the organism in Eukaryota, Metazoa, Chordata, Aves, Columbiformes, Columbidae. Gene Ontology annotation, cellular component: plasma membrane; bicellular tight junction. The record is from RefSeq and is a predicted model, not a curated record. The transcript has 6 exons. The coding region runs from base 2807 to 3484 and encodes 225 amino acids. Gene Ontology annotation, biological process: bicellular tight junction assembly; cell adhesion.